AUGGCUCCCACCGCUGACCUGCAUGGCUUGUCCAUGGAUGCAAUCCUGGGGCUUCCAGGGCUGCCAUCGCUCAAUAGUACCCUCGGCGCCAUCCUUCUCGGCAGUAUCUUUGGUUUCAUCCUCAUGGAGACCUUCCAUACGGUCUUGUGGAUCAUCAUCUGCUAUCAGUAUCUUGUCGUCAACUACUUCAACCCUCUGAAUCUGAUCGAAACCCACUGGUACAUCAAGCUCACGAUACCGAUGACGGCGAUCACCGGCAUGUUCAGUCAAAUCUUCUAUGCCGGCCGAGUAUACUACAUCGGUCCUCAGUUGAAGUACAGGCUCCUUGUCGCUGCAGCGGUUUUUGUCAUGUUCCUAUCUCUAGGAUGGGAUUUCGCUGCGACCGUCAAAGUCUUCCGUGCUUCAUCCAUUUUCGAAUUCUCCCAUUGGACUUGGAUCGUCUCGGUCGCAUAUGGCCUCGCGGUGGUGUGCGACCUCAUAACCGCAUUGGCCCUCAUAGUCGUAUUGCGACGCAGCCGCACAGGCGUGAAACGGACUGACACGGUCGUGGAUGCGCUGAUAAUGUAUACGGUGAACACGGGACUACUCACUACUAUCCUCGGCACGCUCGUCUUCGCCUUCGCGAUAGUUUACCCGGAUAACUUAAUUUACGCCGGACUCAGCAUCCCCGGUGUCAAGCUCUAUUCGAACUCUGUGUUGGCCAUGCUCAACUCGCGUCGCUCCCUCUCCGAGCGCAUGAUGCAAGGCUUCGAAGCGGGCACCCACGACGAAGGGCGUGCCGGGCGCCCGCAGACGCCCCACACCGUCCUCGAGACAUGGAACGUUCGGCAGAUGCCUGUUACGUUGCCAGUCACUAUGGACUCGAUGAGAAGCCUGGGUACACAUUCGGACAGCGCCGAGCCGCCCAGCAGUGGCAGAACCGUCGAUGUGGAAAAGGCAAGCCUCGCGGACGUCCAGGCGGAGCGGGCUGAGAUCGCGCACGUCGAAGUACCUGUGGAUCAUGUUGUGCCCCAUGGGUUGGGUAGCCAGAAGUGA
Trametes versicolor FP-101664 SS1 is the source of this 1035-nucleotide messenger RNA. RefSeq lists its product as uncharacterized. The coding region runs from base 1 to 1035 and encodes 344 amino acids. NCBI's taxonomy places the organism in Eukaryota, Fungi, Basidiomycota, Agaricomycetes, Polyporales, Polyporaceae. The transcript has 21 exons. The record is from RefSeq and is a predicted model, not a curated record.